Messenger RNA from Spodoptera littoralis (African cotton leafworm), 756 nucleotides. The record is from the annotation of a GenBank genome assembly. NCBI's taxonomy places the organism in Eukaryota, Metazoa, Arthropoda, Insecta, Lepidoptera, Noctuidae.
AUGGAAGAUCAAUUCGAAUUAUUGUUUGAGAAAAUGAAACUAGAAAUGCAGAAACAGACAGCAGAACUGAAAGAUUCUAUAACUAAUUCAAUCAUGGAGAAAAUAGAGGAAAAGAUAAAGCCUAUUAUAGCGGAAAAUAAGGAUUUAAAGGAAAAAAUAAUAACCUUCAAGAAAGAGAUAGAAUAUUUGAAAAGAGAUAGGAAGGAAAACAACAUUAUUAUUUUUGGACUACAAGAGAAAGAAGGAUCUACGCCAGAAUUAAUAAACGUGGUGAAGAACAUAUUCUUUAAAGACUUAAAUAUAAAUAUUGGGGAGUUCGAAAUAAAUAAAAUUUUUCGCAUUGGAAGGAAAAGUCCAGGAGGAAAACCUAGACCUGUUUUGCUUUCCUUUGUCAAUUCAUGGAAGAAAAAUGAGAUUAUGAAAGUUCGGAAAAAUCUGAAAGAUAUAUAUAUUACAGAAGAUUAUUCUAAAGAAGUAUUAGAGAGGAGAAAGAUUUUACAAAAUAAAUUGAAAGAGGAAAGGAUGAAAGGGAAUUUCGCAUAUCUCAGCUACGACAAGCUUGUAGUAAAAGAAAAUAAUACAAAUAUCGAAAAAAGAAAAAGAGGAAAAUCGUCUUCACCGCAAGAUAACACACAAACUAAAAAACAGCAAGUGUGGACACCAUCACAUACAAAUAGGCGCAACGCCUUUGAUGUCAUGAGAGGUAGAUCUAAUUCUCUCUCACUCUCGUCCCCCAAGGCGGAUAAUAGGCAAUAA